UUAAGAGUGAUAAAAAUCAUUGGUAUGAAUGAAACUAGCGAUUUUGAUUUUUCCGUAUAUGCCAUCCAUGGAAACGCUGCACUGAAUCAUUAUACCCUGAAGGUUGAGGUUAACGGAGUACAAAUAACAACGCUGUGCGACACCGGCGCUCCUUGUUCUCUAAUGUCAGCUAAUACAUUCGAUGCGUAUUUCGAUCGAAAGGUGCUACAGCAAUGUUCAGUACCAUACACCGGAUACACAGGUAACCUGAUUAAUAUUAUUGGUGAGUUUAAAGCUUGUGUUAAUUUCAAUGGACAAAAAAUUUAUGGUAAAUUUGUAGUUACAAAUACAGACAGGCCAACCUUAUUAGGGCGAGACUUUCUUCGUUCCCUAGGUUUUGAGUUAACUCAAUCUAAUUUGAGUUCAAAAAAGGAAUCGUUUUCUUCCGGUGAGCUAGGUCUGAAUUCUAAUACUAGUAAUGUUACUUCCAAAUCAAAUUCAGUGAAUUAUUUAAACACGUAUAAUGAAAUAAUUGAACAAAUUAAAGCAGAAUUUGCUGAAGUAUUUCAAAGUGGUUUGGGUAAAUACAAUAUAUCAACAAUUUCUUUACCAAUUUCGAAAGAUGCAGUUCCUGUAUUUUUCAAACCAAGACCUAUACCCAUAGCAUGGCGAGAAACAGUUGAGAAAAAACUAGACGAGUUAGUUGACAAAGGAAUGCUGGUUUCCGUCGACAAUUCAGAUUGGGGAACACCACUUGUUCCUUUGCUUAAACCAUCUGGAGAAAUCCGGAUUUGUGGUGAUUAUAAGGUCACAAUAAAUAAAUAUUUGAGUGACUUUAGAUACCCCUUACCUCGAAUUGAUCAAAUUUUCGCAUCAAUGGAAGGAGGUUCUUUAAACAGCGCGGAUAGUUUAUCACGCAUAGGUCAAAUUGAGAAUCCGGACACUAAGCCUGAGAGCACAUACAUCAACUAUGUGAAUUUCGUUAAUCCGCUUCAGCUAGAUUUUCUAGCAAUAGCUAAAUAUACACGUCGCGAUGCUAUUCUUUCUAAGGUCGCAAACUCCAUUUUAAAUGGUACACUUUUGAACUUGGGUGGUAAUGAAUUUAAUGCAUUCAAAACCAAAGCAUCUGAGCUGACUGUUGAAUCAGGAUGCAUUUUAUGGGGUUAUCGUACGGUUAUUCCGAGUAAAUUACAAGGAAACGUGCUACAAGAAUUACACAAAUCGCACUUAG
Molecule: messenger RNA, 1210 nt
Organism: Rhagoletis pomonella (apple maggot)
Lineage: Eukaryota; Metazoa; Arthropoda; Insecta; Diptera; Tephritidae
Exons: 3
Biological process (GO): proteolysis
Molecular function (GO): aspartic-type endopeptidase activity
Source: RefSeq, a predicted model, not a curated record